This is a messenger RNA of Danio rerio (zebrafish), 2837 nucleotides long. Lineage: Eukaryota; Metazoa; Chordata; Actinopteri; Cypriniformes; Danionidae. The record is from RefSeq and is a predicted model, not a curated record.
UGUGACCAUGUUGGCUUGCACAUUUGGAAAAUAGGAGUGAAUGAAAGGCAAAAAAAAAACAGGCCAUUUUUGAUUUUGUCGUUUCUUUUGGGUGUCAAAUGAUGUCUGUGAAUUACCUCUGAAGGUUUCUUUGUGUGUGGGAGAGAUUGUUUUUAGAUUAGAUUAUUGGAUUGACGGUAGCAGAUUACCAACGCGCUAUUUCAUUACAAAGGAGGAACUGGAGGCAGCAACCAGCUUUUUCAUGUAUCGGGAACAUUGGUAAUCAGGUGUUCACCAUGCUCACCAGCUUUGUGGACGGAAUAUUCUGCUGCUUUACAGGGAAGUCUACCAACGUGGUUGUCCCUGUCGAGUCCUCUGAGCCCACAGAUGGUUUUGAAUUUGUUGAAGUAAAGCCAGGACGAGUUUUGAGAGUUCGACACAUCAUCCCAGACCGACCUGUGGUUGAGGAGCCGGGGACUGGGGAAGGCGGUACAGUGAGCUGCAAGCGUAAAAUCUCAGUGUACAGAAACGGACAGCUUCUUAUUGAGAAUGUCAACGAAGCCACGCACCCAGAGCUGGUGCGCUAUCAGAAUGGAGACAGCACUGUGGAUAUGGAGGUCUCCAACUGUGAGUCUCCUGUGGUAGGCCAGGCUACUGAGACCCCAGCAGGAGGACAGGCUGCAGAAACCAAACCUGCCCCACAGGAACAGCAGCAGGUGCACCGUAGGCGCCGAAAACCCAAACGCUCAAUCGUGAUCGACUGUGAGCGGAAGAUUACUUGCUGCAAAGGUACUCAUCCCGACGUGGCUUUGUUUUUCAUACACGGCGUUGGGGGAUCACUGGAUAUCUGGAGAAGCCAGCUGGACUUUUUCUCCCAACUUGGAUAUGAAGUCAUCGCCAUGGACCUGGCCGGCCACGGUGCAAGCUCAGCCCCUCGCAUUCCUGCUGCCUAUACCUUUUAUGCUCUGGCUGAGGACGUCAGAAUCAUAUUCAAGCGAUAUGCGAAGCGGAGGAAUAUUUUAGUUGGACACUCAUAUGGAGUCUCAUUUUGUACCUUCCUGGCUCAUGAAUAUCCAGAACAGGUUCAUAAACUUGUGAUGAUAAAUGGCGGCGGGCCCACAGCACUCGAGCCCAGUCUCUGCUCUGUCUUCAACUUGCCCACAUGUGUCCUUAAUUUUCUGUCCCCGUGCCUCACCUGGAGCUUCCUCAUGGCUGGGUUUGCCCAUCAGGGAACAAGGGAAAAGAAAUUACUGAAAGAGAACAAUGCCUUCAACGUGUCUUCCUUCGUUCUGAGGUCCAUGAUGAGUGGACAGUACUGGCCGGAGGGUGACGAGGUUUACCAUGCUGAAAUCACAGUGCCUGUUCUGCUGGUUCACGGCAUGUAUGACAAGUUUGUACCAGUUCAAGAGGACCAGCGCAUGGCAGAGAUCCUCUUGCUGGGUUUCCUGAAGGUUCUGGAUGACGGAAGCCACAUGGUUAUGAUGGAGUGUCCUGAUGUAGUCAACACUCUGUUACACGAGUUCUUCUUGUGGCAGCCAGCAACCGCCUCAAAGCCCAAACAGGAAGCAGCGCCGACAAAGACCAACACCAAAUCUCCAGAAGACACAUCCAGACCUAAAACUGCCCCGAAAUCACCCUCCAAAUCUCAACCUGAUUUGCUAAGACCGACAACUGCACCUAAAACAACCAACACCGCCACAGAAGCCCCGGCAGUAGCGGACAUCAAAUCUAAGGGCAAGAAAUAACUGCUUUUUCCUAAUAUACAUGUGCUGGGGUGAAGCAUUGGGCUCGUGUGAUAGAACAAGUUUAAUGGAGCUUUCUGAACAUUGGAUAUCACUGGAUACUCAACAGCUGGUUUAAAACAGUUGGUCUAAAAGCACGAGUGUCUACUUUAAUAAUUCCAGUUUUGGAGCAGGACGAUUCCUAGAGGUUGUCUUCUUUUCUGUGACACAGUCCUUUCCAAGUGAUUUUUUAUUUCUACCAUGGGAUAUUAUAUAUACUUGUAUGCCAUAUGAUGUAAAUGUUAAGGCUGAAAAUGUCACAUUACAUAAGGGAUGAAUAUAAGCACUGCUGCUGCUGUUGAAUCUAAUAGACUAAUAUUUUGUAUUUAUUUAUGCCAGUUUUUUUUUUUUUUUUUGACUACAUCAGCUGAUGUCCAUCAGUUCAUACAUGGGUUAAAGUUUUAUUUGAAACGUUCAUUAGUGAAGUGUUUUUAUGUUCAGAUGACUCCAGCACUGUUGCUGAAAUACUGUCAGAUACGGUGACUUUACAAUAAAAGCCAUCGACUUGACUCAUGUUCUUACAAAUUAGUGCAACUACAGGUUAAAACAACAAGACUCAGUGAUAGGCCAUAAACUGUUGAAUUAUGUGCAGAAGCUUCCAUGUCGACCACAUUCAGGUAAAACAUCAGUUAGGGUUGAGCUUUUGUUAAUGUAACCUUAAUAAAUGUAAUAAUCAGAUUCUAUUUUAAGCAUAUUUUUACUGCAUUACUCAGUUUAAUCAGGGAAAUUAUGAAAAUGCUGACAGAAAUUUUAUGUUAGGGUGCUUUCACACCUGUUUUGUUCUGAAACAGGUUAAAAUGGUUGGUCUUGCUUGUCCUUGAUGCAGUUUGAUUUCACACAGUAAAUUUUUUAAACGAGGGGCGUCCAAACUCUCCUGGAGAGUUUAUCCCCAACUCUAAUCAAACACCUGAAAUUAAGCUCCUAUUAGAAACUUCCAGGCAGGUGUGUUGAACAAGUUAAAUCUAAACUCAGCAGGACACCGGCCCUCCAGGACCAAGUUUGGACACUCCUGUUCUAAACAAAGCAAAACAGUAAGUCACAUGCGAUGAUGCCAGUAAACUCUCCUCUUGUUGGUGA